Cyclospora cayetanensis is the source of this 351-nucleotide messenger RNA. Its product is annotated as histone H2B. Bases 1 to 351 code for a protein of 116 amino acids. Lineage: Eukaryota; Apicomplexa; Conoidasida; Eucoccidiorida; Eimeriidae. The transcript has a single exon. Gene Ontology annotation, biological process: nucleosome assembly. Gene Ontology annotation, molecular function: DNA binding; protein heterodimerization activity; structural constituent of chromatin. Gene Ontology annotation, cellular component: nucleosome. The record is from RefSeq and is a predicted model, not a curated record.
AUGGUUUCUAAGAAAUCGGCAAAGUCUGCCAAGCCCGCCAGCGGCAAGGCCAAGGGCAAGGGGAAGAAGAAGAGGGCUGAGACCUACAGCUCCUACAUCUUCAAGGUGUUGAAGCAAGUGCACCCAGAGACUGGCAUCAGCAAGAAGUCGAUGAUGAUCAUGACUUCUCUUAUUGGCGAUACCUUCGACAAAAUCGCCACUGAGGCCGGCAAGUUGUGCAAGUACAACAAGAAAGACACCCUCUCUUCCCGGGAGAUUCAGACAGCUGUCCGCCUCGUGCUGCCUGGAGAGCUCGCUAAGCACGCUGUCUCCGAGGGCACAAAGGCCGUGACGAAGUAUACCGGCAAAUAA